Pristis pectinata (smalltooth sawfish) is the source of this 3163-nucleotide messenger RNA. RefSeq lists its product as uncharacterized. Lineage: Eukaryota; Metazoa; Chordata; Chondrichthyes; Rhinopristiformes; Pristidae. The transcript has 5 exons. Bases 561 to 1208 code for a protein of 215 amino acids. The record is from RefSeq and is a predicted model, not a curated record.
ACUCGGUGGGCUGAAGGGCCUGUUUGUGUGCUGUGAGACUCAAGGACUAUGACUGUCUAUGACUAUUCCCGUCCAAUGCAGGGCCGACUGCUGAUCAUUGCAAAGAUAUGUGCGUCAUUCGCCAUUCCGUCAUCCUGUCUCAUUCCGUACUAUGUCCUGAAGGCAGCAAGGAACUUGGAAAGGACAAAAUGUGAAAGCUAAGAGGCCUGUGGGACACGCCCAGCAGGUCAGGCUGUACGAAUGGAGAGAGAAAGUUGGAAAUAACCAGGUCUGAUCCAGAAGAAGCCCAGCUUUGCCAGUGAGAUGUGCGGGAACUGAAGCGCUCAGCGUCCAAUAGGAAAUAAAUCAACAACGGACAGGAGCCCAGAACAUCUCAGCACCAAGCUCGGAGUCUCGGAGAGCGGACUCAUCCCUCGGCUGCAGUCGGUCGGCCUCAGACGUACUGGAGGAAGGGGAGAGAGAUACCAGCAGCCAGGGGCCACCUGGAAACCAGUGUGGGGCAGGAGCGGCUGAGAGACAAAGGUCCACCCAGCUCACAGCGGUGAUAGUCCAAGCUCACCAUGAGGAUGGUCUGGACCCUGCACUGGAUUCUGGGAGCCUUCCUUCUCCCUGACUGUGGUGGACAGAGUGGAGAACAUCACGGAGCAGAGCUUGAUCCUGGGGAUGUGAUCUUCCCCCUGUCGUUCAAUGACUCUGUCAUGGCUGACGGUGUGACUGGGUUCAUAGUGCAGGGCCAGGAGGACGUCUUGGAGGCCUGCUCCAUCACCCUGCUGACCAGCACAAUGACCACACCCAGUGGGCACGAGGAAGCCGAUCCGGUCACCCAGGAGGACCUGAGCCCAGUGAAGGGGCUAAUAGACGGCACCAGCUCCACCUUGGAAAGUCUAACGGUGGCGGUGAAGGAAGAGAUCGGGAGGGGGAGCUACCAGUCGGUGAUCACCAAGACCCUGCUGGACGUCAAGCUGCAGAAUGAGGUGUCCAACAACAUCAUGGUGGACAUCAGGGACAGCCUCCAGGCCCAUCACUGUGCAGACAGCCUGCUCACAAAGUUCAAGGAGAAGUUCGGGAAGAUGGAAGCAAUGCUUCAAACCAUCCAUCGCCUCGCAAGCCAAGUGGAGCAGACAUCAGAAUCUGUGGCCUUGGAGCUGAGCCAAGAUCUGGGAAAGUCGCGUCAGCUGGAGUCUGCUCUUGUCAGGAAGUUGUACUGAGAGGAUGGCCGGUCCCUGUGCUGGACAUCCACACUUGGCCCUUCUCCAGGCAGGGUUUCGCAUGUGACAAGUGAACGGUUUCUGCUUCCAAGGAGACAAAACAGCUCCUGAAAGUCUUAAACUCCAUAAUGAGACCUGGCCUUAAGUUCUUUGUCCAACCGCCAGCAAUGUGUCCUAGGAUUGGAGGAAGAAUCCUGCUCCUCCUCCUGCUCCGUCCCAUUGUAACCCCAGAGCGCCGUGUUCACACAAAGGGUAUCCCGCAGUCCCCUCAAGGAUCCACCUUCCUGAAUGCACCUGCACCUUGCUCGCUCUGCUUCAGGAGGUUCACCCGCUGCUCCCGUCCCACUCUCUCCACAGUGUCCGGGAACCGAGCCCAGGUCUCCCACUUCCCACCCUUCCCCCGUUCACUCACAAUUCCCUGAGGUCGCUGCCAUUGUCGAUUCAGGACCACCUUUUCCUGGUGCCGUUACACACACAUCCAGCUGUGGUCCACAAGGAGCUGAUCCCGAAUUCUGUACAGCCUGUCACGUGAAUGUACACUCACACACGGGGUUCAAGGCAUGAACUGACCACCCCACACCCACUCCUACACUGUCCAUCACAGAAACACCCACCCCCACACUGUCUGUUACAGGCCGUUACAGGAACUCGCCGACCUCAACUUCCAUCGGUGAAGGAAAUCACUGCCCCCCCACUAACCGGCCACGGGGACACGCCCAUUACAGGAGCUCACCAGGUCUCACACUCACCUUGCACUAAUCCAUUACAGGAACUCAUUGCACCCCGCACACCCAUUACAGGGACUAACCCCACCACACGCACCGCCCCCCCCCACACACACACACACACACAUCACAGGGAUUAAUCCCCAAACACACACCCAUUACAGGGACUAACCCCUCCCUGCACACACACACUACCCACCCCCCCGCCCUCAUGGAGCGUCACACUGACCCCUGCUUUCACGCUCACUUGUAGAAUGACAUUCACCCAACACAAUGGGAAGCUAUUCCAGGGACAGUGUGCAAUGGCAGGGUUUCCCAAGUGAUGACCCUAACUCAAUGCACUGAAUUAGUCGGUCAGUCAAAUGUCCAUAAAGGCAGAACACUUUGCCCAUUUGUGGACCCAAACUUCUUGGCCAUAACGUAUAAAAUGGCAACAUUUAAGUGUCUGGAUGAACAAUUGAAUCACUCAGGCAGAGAUGUCUGUGGACAAGGUGCUGGGGUUAAUGUGGAGAGGUGCCCGAUGGUUGGCAUGGAUGAGUGGGCCGAACGGCCUCUUUCCAUACUGUACAAUUCUAUGAAAAUGAAAACUUACAUUGGCGAUGAAUCUUUUACACAAACAGUGUUUAUAAGCAGGAAGUCCAGGCUUGGGUUAACAUGUCAGGAUUUCAGGCCUAACCCUGUGGUGGAGCUGAGCCUGUGUGUCAGUGGAACCUUCUCCCUCACUUGUUUAUUCCAAGGGAUCGGAGAUAUCCCAGUCUUUGCACAGGUCCUCUUCAAGUGGAUUUUGGAAGGCAGCCAAUGACUAUUUUCUAAAAGUGAUCUCAGCAAAGUUAUUUCGGAGACAACACAUGUCCUACACUUCAAGGGAGAAAUCUGGAUGGAGGAAUAAUAUAAGAAAGUCCCCUUGUCUGGAAGUGGCUGACUGGAAUGUUAGCCGAUUACACAAUGCAACCAAAAUUACAAAGUGGGUUUGUGCCGGAUACUGUAAUUGCUACCUUCUAUUAUGUAAUCUGAUCAAUACUCAUAACCUACCAGAAUCUUUAGAGUUAGUAAUUGAUGUUGAUGUCAAUCCAGUUACAACAACAGAACAAUUCAUUGUGAAUGGACCUGUGCUACGUGACAGGCAAGAGGGUUCGAAGUCUAGGUCAUUGUUGCAUUCUUGAUUAAUAUUAUCUUGUUUAUUAUCAAUGCAGAAAUUCAAUAAUAAAAUAGUUCCCAACAUGCAUCAAA